AACUACCCGACCCUUCCAAAUACUGUUCGUUCUUUCCCGUGCUAAACACGCGAUAUACAUGCAUGUGUCAAACGCUUUGAGAACCUAAACACGCGCCACUUUUCGUCCAGAAUUCAAUUCAUGAUACCUAGUAUUCCUGCUAAGCUCAUUGUAUGGGCUCUGCCAUUCACCCCUAAAGUCCGAACAGCACUUCCUGCAGCAAUGGAUUUGGAAAAGCUGCCCCAUGCAGAUAUGAAUUUAGUUGGAAGCGGUGGAAUUGCGCUGAGCGGUGGUCAGAAACAGCGAGUACUUCUUAGGCAUUGGCAAGAGCCGUAUAUUCCCGCAAACCUAUCUUGUUGCUUGAUAACGUAUUCAGCGCCCUAGAUAAUGUCACGUCGCGUACAGUAUUCGACAAUAUACUA
Hypoxylon fragiforme is the source of this 401-nucleotide messenger RNA. RefSeq lists its product as uncharacterized. Bases 121 to 363 code for a protein of 80 amino acids. The transcript has 2 exons. The record is from RefSeq and is a predicted model, not a curated record. NCBI's taxonomy places the organism in Eukaryota, Fungi, Ascomycota, Sordariomycetes, Xylariales, Hypoxylaceae.